AUGGGCGACUCAAAACUCUACACGAGAGUCAAAGCAUCAGACAUACUCACAGAGCUCAACAAUUAUGAGAAAAAACCAAAGUCCUCGGUCUAUCGUAAAACCAUACUUAAGAAGAUCAUCAUCAACAUGUCUGUUGGUGAUAACGAGGUUAUUAUGUUGAUCAGUCAAGUAACCAAGAUCCUCAGCGACCUUGGUCCAACUGAUAGUGAAAUCAAGCAGCUGUGCUAUUUCUAUCUUACCAAUUAUUGGAGACAUAAACAGGAGGAGACUUUGCACGCUUUACCGUUCAUUGUGAACGACUAUGAGACAAACAAAAAGACCUCUGACAACGACACAUGUCUAGCAAUUCGUACAAUGGCAUCAAUUCACAUUGCCAACUAUCUCAAUAGUCUUGUCCCCAUUCUAGAGGAGUCUUUACAGCGCGAAAUAAGCGGGAAAAUACGCAAAACAGCAGCUUAUGCCGUUGCCGAGAUCUUUAAUGUAAAUGAAAAGCGGGACCCGGAAUCAAACCGCCGUCUUCUGAUGUUGUUGAACGAUAUGUUGGCCGAGGAAGACGAUGCGAGUGUUGUAUCUGCUGCUUUGAGUGCCUUGAGAGAAAUUACUGACAAAUCUGAUACUCUUAAACUUAGCAUCGACUCUAAUCAUGCUGUUAAAUUGGCCAAUAGCCUCACCGGUUGCGGCGAAUGGUCACAGGUAUCGAUCCUCAGCUCUCUAUUGUCGUUUAUUUCGCAGGAUCUAAAGACGGCGGCUCAUCUCAUUGAUACCGUGCUACCUUAUUUGCAAUCAGAGAACUCAUCCAUCGUUCUGAACGCUCUCAAAGUGGUAGUCUAUCUUUCUCACUACGUAGACAACGUUUUAGACGUUUUCCCAGUGCUUCCCCAAUCCAUAUCUGGUGCCGUAGCAAAUUUGUUGCUGAAACCUGCCGAAAUCCAGUUCUUGGCUAUGAGAAACGUCAUUCUCUUACUAUUGGACAAACCGGCUCUAAUGGACUUGGAUAUACGAAUGUUCUUUUGCCAAUACGAUGACUUACUCUAUAUUAAGGACACAAAGUUAGAGAUAAUCUUUCUUCUGGCUUGCCAGGAAAAUAUGGACAUGGUUCUUGCUGAAUUGCAGGAGUAUGCAUUAGAAAUUGACGUACAAAUGGUGAGAAAGUCCAUCAGGGCUAUAGGAAACUUGGCCGUGAAAAUAGAUGCCACCAGUGACAAGUGCGUCUCUGUUUUGGCCGAUUUGAUUUCCAAUUCGAUUCCGUAUGUUGUCGAAGAGGUGGCCAUUGUAGCCAGAGACAUACUACGGAAGUACCCAGGAAAGUUCGACCAUUUGACUCAUCUUCUUGUCGAUAGGGUUGAUCUUAUUACUGAACCGGAAUCAAAGACUUCAAUUAUAUGGAUCCUUGGUGAAUAUAGUUCGUCUAUCUCUGACUCCAUCUAUCUACUCAAGAAGUAUGCUGCAAAUAUGCUCGAAGAACCUACGGAGACUCAGCUUGCCUUGCUAACUGCAAUUAUAAAAGCCCAUGUUUGUCAGCCUUACAACAAGGAAUUACAGGGAUUGGUUGAAAAUACUUUGAAAGACGUUACUCAGAAUACUAACCAUCCGGAUCUUCGUGAAAGAGCUUAUUUUUAUUGGAGACUUCUCUCGGCAAAGCUACCCAACGCCAUCGAUAUUAUCAAACCAAGACUUCUCAAGCUCAACACUGAGACAGAUGCAUUAUCGCCGGAUGUCUGUGAAGAACUCAACCUUUGUAUUGGUACGUUAGCAUCUAUUUAUCUAAGACCAGUUUCACAGGUGUUCAGACACGUGAAACCGGACAGACUAGUUGAUUCACCUGCAUUGGUACAUCAAGAUUUGAAAAGUCCUCAAGUUCGUGCCAAAGUCAGACGAUCCACCAUUAGAUCGAGGUCAUCUACUACAACUUCGCAGCAGUUAGGAAACCCCAGUAUCAACCGAAGUAGAUCCAGUAGUUUUAAACUUGACGAAAUUGUCAAGAAGCUUUCAUUAAAGAAGUGA
Brettanomyces nanus is the source of this 2004-nucleotide messenger RNA. RefSeq lists its product as uncharacterized. The transcript has a single exon. Gene Ontology annotation, biological process: vesicle-mediated transport; intracellular protein transport. The coding region runs from base 1 to 2004 and encodes 667 amino acids. Gene Ontology annotation, molecular function: clathrin binding. Gene Ontology annotation, cellular component: membrane coat. The record is from RefSeq and is a predicted model, not a curated record. NCBI's taxonomy places the organism in Eukaryota, Fungi, Ascomycota, Pichiomycetes, Pichiales, Pichiaceae.